AUGGCCCGCAUCAAGCACGUAAACCAAGAUACCUAUCAGAUAGUGGACGAGCAUGGCCGCACCAGAUUCUUCCAUGGAACUAACGUGGUUAUGAAAGAGGCCCCCUGGUAUCGGCCUUCCCAUUGGACUCCAGGAGUCUCGUCAUUUGGCAAGCAGGAUUUGCAAAACAUGCACGACAUGGGAUUGAACAUCGUGCGGCUAGGACACAGUUGGGCUGGUGCGGAGCCAGUUCGCGGCGAGUACAAUCAGACUUUUUUAGAUAUUAUGAAGAAGCAAACACUGUUAGCGGAAGAACAAGGCAUCUACGUGUUAGUGGAUGUGCACCAAGACGGCCUGGCCAAGCAAUUUUGUGGUCAUGGCGUACCUAAUUGGUUUGUCCAGAAGGACUGGAUUACUGGCUUUAGAAAGUUCCCAUUCCCGCAGAAGCUAAAGCCAUUUACUACUGACACUAACGGCUUUCCUUCGCCUGAGUCUCAAUGCGGUACUAUCGAUUGGUCACUGAGUUACUUGUCAGUGGCUGUUGGAAAUGCUUUCGGAAGGCUAUACAAUAAUUUUAAUGGCCUUGGAGACUCAUUCGCUGUAUACUGGAAGAAACUAGCGUCAGAGUAUGUUGAAGCCACCAACGUUGUCGGUUACAAUCUUCUGAACGAACCCUGGGCUGGAGACACGAACGCCGACCCAACACUCCUUGUUCCAGGUGUCGCUGAUCGUAAAGCUCUGGAGGGACUUUGGAAUCGGGCAUCCAAGGCUAUUCGAACAGUUGAUAAUAACACGCUUAUCUGGUUCGAAGGGACAACAUUUGACGUUCUUUCGGGCUUCAACAACGUGCCUCUUAGAGAUGGAUCCAAGACGGUGCACUCGUUCCACUACUACAACCCUCCACAACUAAGCUCUAUCAGCAAUACACUCUACAACCGCCAUAAGGACAGCGUGCGGCUCAAGACUGCGGGUGUUCUGACAGAGUUGACCUUUUGGAUGGGUGACGAUAAGCAGAUGAGUGCCAUGGCAGAAGCCUUGACGGCAACAGAUGCAAACAUGGUAUCAUGGAUUGGCUGGGCGUACGAGAACCUAUACAACGGAAGUACAGGCAAGCCAUAUCCAGAGUUAGAGAAGCACUACAGUCGUGCGUAUCCUGCUGCAGUGGCGGGGACCCCUACUUCUUUCGGUUUUGACGACAGUUCGGGUGUUUUCAAGCUCAGUUUCAGAAGCGACCCAAGUAUAAUCGCACCAACCGAAGUCAUCUUACCAGCUUCUACCUUUCCAAACGGUUACGACGUCCAGAUUGUUCCUGCAGGUAGUCUCUUACAGUACAAAAGUGACAAGCGGACCUUGGCACUGUUCACAUCUAGUUCCCUACAGAAGGCCAUAGAUAUAUCUGUUACUAUUACUAGUACGUCGUCCAGAAGCGGCCCAUAG
Messenger RNA from Fusarium sp. VM40, 1416 nucleotides. The record is from the annotation of a GenBank genome assembly. NCBI's taxonomy places the organism in Eukaryota, Fungi, Ascomycota, Sordariomycetes, Hypocreales, Nectriaceae.